This is a messenger RNA of Cutaneotrichosporon cavernicola, 1155 nucleotides long. RefSeq lists its product as uncharacterized. Gene Ontology annotation, biological process: protein import into mitochondrial matrix. Gene Ontology annotation, cellular component: mitochondrial outer membrane translocase complex; mitochondrial outer membrane. The record is from RefSeq and is a predicted model, not a curated record. Lineage: Eukaryota; Fungi; Basidiomycota; Tremellomycetes; Trichosporonales; Trichosporonaceae. Bases 1 to 1155 code for a protein of 384 amino acids. The transcript has 3 exons. Gene Ontology annotation, molecular function: transmembrane protein transporter activity.
AUGUCCACCCCGAUCCCGAACGCAUCUGCGUCUGACAAGCACGUCCACGCCGAGCCGCCGUCGUGGCUCGGCUCGAUGGGGGGUCUUUUCGAGCCGGUUGCCGCGCCGCUCGCUAGCACUUUUGAGCGCUUCCAUAAUUGGAAGGAGUACAUGGGUCUCAGCCAGCCCGGGACAGUUGAGAACCUCACGCGGGAUGUGACGAACACCCACAUGUCCAACUACUUCUUCGAGGGCGCGCGCGCCGACCUGUCCAAGGUCGUCUCCCCCAACCCCGCCUUCCAGAUCACGCACAGCUUUACCCUCGGCGCGCAGAAGUCGUCGUACAUGCUCGGCGCCCUGUUUGCCGACCAGAACACGUUCCUCCACGGCCAGUGGGACCCGUCCACCGGUGGCGUCAACAUGCGCGCCAACCAGACUUGGAGCACGACCGACGUGACCAAAAUCCAGGGCCAGCUCUCCUCCACCCCCGGCCAGACCAUGUUCCAGAUGGAGCACGACCACCUCGGCCCCCACUACUCGCUCAACCUCAAGACGAUCAACCCCUCGCCCCUCGACGGCACUGGCCUCCACUUUGUCUCGCUCCUCCACUCGUUUACCCCCCGCCUCUCGCUCGGCUUUGAGACCAUCAUCCAGAAGACGGGCCCGAACGAGCUCAUCCCCGCCACAUCGUACCUCCUCAAGUACUCGUCCGUGGCCCAGCCAAAGCCCACCACUCAGGACGUGCUUCCCCCCUCGGCCCCCGCCGCGCCUGGCGCCCCCUUCGUCCCCACCUGGGCCGCGACUGCCCAGCUCCAGCCCUCGGGCAACAUCCAGACGACGUACUACCAGAAGCUGAGCGACAAGGUUGACGUCGCCCUCGACCUCCAGACCAUGAUCCAGCCUCAGUCGUUCAUGGGCCCCGCCAAGCGUGAGGCCCUCGCCACCCUCGGCGCAAAGUACGAGUUCCGCAUGGCGACGUUCCGCGGCCAGAUCGACAGCAACGGCAAGGUCGGCAUGCUCCUCGAGCAGCGCUUCACCCCCGCGUUUGCGUUCCUCGUCGGCGGCGAGAUCGACCACGCCAAGAACUCGAGCCGCUUCGGCGUCGGAGUCAUGAUCGAGUCGAGCACCAUGUCUCCCGAGGAGAUGCAGGCUGCCGGCAUGCUCCCCCCGCAGUAA